This is a messenger RNA of Lathyrus oleraceus (garden pea), 1794 nucleotides long. RefSeq lists its product as uncharacterized. Bases 148 to 1428 code for a protein of 426 amino acids. The transcript is spliced from 3 exons. The record is from RefSeq and is a predicted model, not a curated record. NCBI's taxonomy places the organism in Eukaryota, Viridiplantae, Streptophyta, Magnoliopsida, Fabales, Fabaceae.
AUGAAACGCAACAUCAUCAACAGCAUCAUAAUCCAUUUCAUUUCAAUAUAUAUUCAAAAUCAAACAAAAAAUAAACAAGCAUAGAAAAAAUCGCAACGAACUAAAACAGAAACAAAAAAAAUUGAACAAGUUUUGAAGCUUAAUGUAAUGCAUCAAAAGAAAUCGGAAAUUCAGAUCGGAAAAGAAAGCACCGGAAUCUCUUCCGAUUUCAACCCUAAACUUUACAAUUCAAUUCAUCACAAACAACAACAACACAAAUCUUCACCAAUUUAUCAUCACAAUCACAAACACAACAAAAUCAAACCCUCUAAAUCGCUUUCUUUUUUCAAUUUCCCCCAAUUGUAUUCCCUUUCCCUCGCCGCACUCCGCCGUCUCCGCCACCGUCUCCGAUUCGUUCUCCUUCUCUCCUUUCCGUUUUUCUACUUUCUACUCUCCCGUCCCACUCACUCCUUCUUCUUCAACUUCCUCUCCGCCUUCGCUUUCUCCGCCGCGCUCUUCUUCUCUCUGUCUCUCAAAUUUAAAUCCUCGCCGUCGCUUCCCAUAGUUCUGACUGUGCAACGGUGGCGGCGGAGGCGCAAGGAGAAAAAGGAGGAGAGGAACAAGUUGCUUAACACGGUGGUUGUGUUAGAGGUUAGGGUUUAUUCAAACGGUGACGUUUAUGAAGGUGAAAUGAAGAAAGGGAAGUGUUGUGGGAGUGGGGUUUAUUACUAUAAUAUGAGUGGGAGAUAUGAAGGGGAUUGGGUUGAUGGGAAAUAUGAUGGGUUUGGUGUUGAGACUUGGUCUAAGGGAAGUAGAUAUAAGGGUCAGUAUAGAGAUGGAUUGAGACAUGGGUUUGGGGUUUAUAGAUUUUAUACUGGGGAUGUUUAUGCUGGGGAAUGGUUGAAUGGACAGAGUCAUGGUUCUGGUGUUCAUACUUGUGAUGAUGGGAGUAGAUUUGUGGGAGAGUUCAAGUGGGGUGUUAAGCAUGGUCUUGGCCACUAUCAUUUUAGAAAUGGAGAUACAUAUGCUGGUGAAUAUUUUGCGGACAAGAUGCAUGGUUUUGGGGUAUAUUGUUUUGCAAAUGGUCAUCGUUAUGAAGGAACCUGGCAUGAAGGGAAAAGACAUGGUCUUGGAAUGUAUACAUUUAGAAAUGGAGAAACCCAAUCCGGUCACUGGAAAAAUGGGGUUCUUGACAUUCCAAGCACACAGAACGCCACAUAUCCAGUUUCGCCAGUGGGUGUCAAUCAUUCCAGAGUACUUAAUACGGUGCAGGAAGCUAGAAGAGCAGUUGAAAAAGCCUAUGAUGUAGCCAAGGUAGAUGAAAGAGUGAAUAGAGCAGUAUCAGCAGCUAAUAGAGCAGCCAAUGCAGCUAGAGUGGCUGCUAUCAAGGCUGAAAAGAAUGAAAUACAGCAGGUUAACAACGAGAGCAUCUCAAUUCCCAUUUUGUAACGCUAUCAACUACAACUUUUGUUUUAUACGAUUAGCAUGAGGUUGUGGAAGUGAUUUUUAGCUAGCUACUCUUGUGUAAACUGCCAUCAUCUACACCAUUUAUUGGCUGAAAGCAAGCAGAUUUAUCAUCUAUCUGCCUCGAGUAUUGUAUAGAGGGAGGGAAAGUGAUUAGUGACGAUGUUCAUUCAUAUGCUAAAACUAUGUGCAUUAGUUUUAUUCUCUUUAAUUUUGCCUAUAUUUUUGUAAAUUUAUGUAGCUGUAUAUGCUGGUGAAAUGUUGUAAGAUAGCAUGGUAAAAAUAAGAAGAGAACCAUCUUUCAUAAGAUGUUCGUUCUAUUUUGCCGGAUUGAUAGUUGCUUUUUUUGAG